Messenger RNA from Diospyros lotus (date-plum), 894 nucleotides. RefSeq lists its product as uncharacterized. The record is from RefSeq and is a predicted model, not a curated record. The transcript has 3 exons. Bases 1 to 774 code for a protein of 257 amino acids. Lineage: Eukaryota; Viridiplantae; Streptophyta; Magnoliopsida; Ericales; Ebenaceae.
AUGGCCAUUAAACCGAAGGCAGCGCACCAGUCCGGCAAGCUGGAUGUUGAAGAAGACAGAUGGUGGGGCACACGCGCCAGCUGGGCCCCGCGAGUGGGGGAGCGUGGAGCACCUUGUUUGGGCGAGUGCGGCCGGGAGGCGAGCAGAAGGAGAGCCAGAGAUGGCUGGCGAUCGACGAAGCUCUUCCUUUGCCACCCAGCUAUGCCCCUGGGGCGAAUUCCACUCUCUCUUGAGAUCAGGAAAGGAGGAGGAGGGACGGAGAGGGAAGAAGCAGGAAGCUCCUCAGAUUCUGGCAACCUUGAUCAGGAACGGAGGAGGAGGGACGGAGAGGGAAGAAGCAGGAAGCUCGUCAGAUUCUGGCAACCUUGUAAGUUCCUCACAAGUUAUAUUUAUUGCUGCAACCGGGAGGCGAGCAGAAGGAGAGCCAGAGAUGGCUGGCGAUCGACGAAGCUGAGAGAGAUGAAGGAGGCGUCGGAGAUGGUCGCCGGGCCCAAGUGGAAGAACUUCAUCAGGAGGAUUAGCGAGUAUAUAUUUCAACAAGAAAUACUGGAACCAGUUUCAGUACGAUCCUCGAAGCUAUGCUCUCAACUUCGUUCGAUGACGGAGCUGGGGAAGACGACGAUGGCUACAUCUUUAGCUAUUCUUCAAGGUUUUUCGCUCCUUUAUCCGGUGAACGACAGAGAGCAGCGCUGGGUUGUGAUUAUUGUUGUUUCUCGGAGGAUUGCCUACACGUUUGGUGUUUCCGACUACACAUGGUGCCGGCUAAUGAUUUGAUUUAUGUCUAGUAUUUUUAUGAAAUUUAUUUCUUUGAUUCACAAAUUAAAUUGCCUGGUAUGUUGAUUCACACGUUGUGUACUCGAUUUUAUGUGUACUCGUUCGGCUCCAAUUUCUGUA